Molecule: messenger RNA, 1794 nt
Organism: Vespula pensylvanica (western yellowjacket)
Lineage: Eukaryota; Metazoa; Arthropoda; Insecta; Hymenoptera; Vespidae
Product: glutamate receptor 1-like
Exons: 8
Coding region: 1-1794 (597 amino acids)
Cellular component (GO): membrane
Molecular function (GO): glutamate-gated receptor activity
Source: RefSeq, a predicted model, not a curated record
AUGUUAUAUGAACUCCAUUUUAUUGGCGAUCAACAGAUUCCUUUUAUCAUAGACAUUUGCAAAUUAAACGGACCGAGAUCUGCAAUUUUUUUAUACUCCGAAUCGAUAAAAGAAAUGGAAAUGAAAACGAUGAUGUUCAAAUGGAUGCGUGCACUUUCUCGUGAAGGUGUUGCCAGCACGAAAUUGCACUUUUCACAGUUGCAUCAAUCAUCGUAUUACGUAAAAGAAAUUGCACGACCAUAUUACAUAGCACUGAUCUCUAAUUUCAAUGCGAUCAAUGAAUUCUCUUUAGCAACAAAUACCUUUGAUAUGUCUUCAGCAGUGUGGCUAGUGAUAUUUAUUUACGAGGAAAAUAGCACCGAUUAUUGUCACAAUCCACCAGGUAAUAUAUUUCACUUGAGAUUCAAUUCAGAAAUGUUGGUCCGUUGUGGUACGGAAAAUAUUUUACGAGAAUGGUAUUCGAUCGAUACAAAUAGAAUCGAGAUUAUGGAUGUAGCAACUUGGAGCUUAGAUAAAGGAAUCACUAAAAUGGUUCCAGAUUUUCUUUACGAAAGAAGAUAUAAUUUACAAGGAUUUAUUAUGAAGGCUGUUACAGUUAAGAGUUCAUCAUUUACGAAUGUAAAAAAGGGUGGUGAAUCAUACAGUAUGUACCGUGAAAUAUUCAGAGAACUUUGUGUCACUCUCAAUUUUAGUUUAGAGAUUGUCUCGGAAGCAGAAGAGUAUGGAAGAUGGAAUCCAGAAGAAAAGAGUUGGACUGGAGCCAUUGCAGAAUUAUAUGCAGGACGUGCUGACAUUUCUCUUUCAGGUUUUUCUAUUACCAGUGCCAGAUUGAAUGCUGUUGACUUCACACAUCCUGUUUUUAAGACUAAAAACUUCCUCGUUAUUCGAGAACCAGAAAAAUUCGGGAUUAAAUGGUCAUCUUAUUUUCAAACUUUCACUAAUACCGUUUGGAUUGCUAUACUUGGAAUAUUAAUGACUGCAUCGAUCUUACUAAUUUUUCCCAAAAUAAAAAGUGGAAUUGAUCGUAAAAUAGGAUAUUUAUUCAUCGACAAUUUUCUGGAGAUUUGGGGUAUAUUUUGUCAACAGGGACUGGCAGAUUUUUCUGGUGGAUCAUCGUUAAGAAUAGCAUACUUCUCUAUAUUUCUUUUGGUUACCGUUUUAUCGGCCGCUUACUCAGCGAGUUUGAUAAGCCUUUUAACGUCUUUGAGCCUUAUCUUACCCUUUGAUUCAUUCGAGAGUUUCGUUAAAGAAGGUACUCAUCGACUUACCGUCAUUCGUGGUACGGCUGAUUAUGAUAAAUUUGCAAAUUCAGCAGAUCCGCUUUCGAAAAACGUGAUGAAGCUGAUGCUAGAAGAGGAAAAAUUGCCUCUAAAUGUUCAAGAGGGAUUUAAAAAUAUUUGUAAAAAUCGUAACCUAGCAAUCUAUUUGCUUGACCAAGAUUAUAUAGUAAAUCUGAAAAUACCAUGCAGUGUGGUUCGUAUUGCGACAGGAGAUGUAACCAAUUUUGCUUUGAUUUUAUCUAAGCACAAUCCUUUCACCGGCAUUAUUAAUUUUCAGUUGCAGAAAUUUCUCAAGAAUGGUAUAAUGCAUCGUAUAAAAGAUUCGACAUUUAAGAAGAAAUCCUUUCAUAUAAUGAACUAUCAACCGGUUCCCCUAAUCAGCUUAAUAUCGCUUCUUAUGCUUAUCCUUACUGGUAUCGUUUUCAGUAUUUGUAUCUUGAUUAUAGAAAAGUUUAUUUUUAUUCGUAAAACGAAGAAGAGGUCGAUGGUUCAUCAUAUUUCUUCGAUUAAAUGA